Molecule: messenger RNA, 1053 nt
Organism: Pseudo-nitzschia multistriata
Lineage: Eukaryota; Bacillariophyta; Bacillariophyceae; Bacillariales; Bacillariaceae
Source: the annotation of a GenBank genome assembly
CGGUCUCUGUUUGUGACAUUCGAUUGAUCUUUCCCAAGAAAAAUACGAGUAGACACAUGUUGGAACACAAAUUCUGAUCUGUCUCUGCCAAACAGUCUUCAGAUCGUCUUGAACAACAUCGUUGUUACUUCGAGUUUCAUAGAGAACACAACCGUCAUCGAUUGGACAAGAGAAGAUAACAACAACAAUGAUUCUCCUGCGAUCUUUACCGGAGUUUUCGACGAUGUGCAUCGGGGCCGUCGAUUUCCUCGGGGAUGCAAUGAACUGCAAAGGGUCGGUGUUUAGCACGAUUGUCUGUAACGAGUCAUCUUGGUGUGACGGAAGAGAUGAGGAAAUCGUUCAAUCAAAAUCCGCGAAUCAGAGGGUCAACGAAGAUGACGCAUCUGGCAGAUAUGGCGAUCUUAUAGACACACAGUCUCUUUCGAGUUCUGUGCAUCACUUGCUUCAUGAUUCGUCACAGCGCCAACGUCGGUCUCCACUAGCAAAUACAGGGGCAUCGAGCGACGCCAUAUUUCGGAAAACGCAGGAUACUACCAGCCAGUCUGCUGAGUUCAGUGGGUUGAAUCGAUGCACCGCAUGGGUACAAGAUGAUUAUUCCUUCGAAAGUGAGCGUCUGUCCGAUAAUUCAAGGACGACGUCGAAUGUAAGAAUAGUUCAUUGGGAAGAUCGUGUGAGCGAUUCAGAAUCUUUGAAUUCUAAAAAUGGUUGUCGCAUCUUCCGACCGAUAGAAUCCGCCUCUCAAUCCGAUAGCAAAUGCGUUCGUGGUUUUAAACUUGAGCGAUGUGCAGCGUGGAGCAUAGAUGAAUCAUCUUUGAUCGCAUCUUCUACUAGAAGGGACACACCAAAAAUUAUCAACGAUGCUAAAGUAGUUCAUUGGGAUGAACUAGUGCAAGGCGUUAUCAGAUAGAACGAAAGAAAAAACCUGUGCCUGUGGGAAGAGGUCAAGGUCCAAACACAAAACGCAUGUAACGCCAUACUUAUGCGUAAUUGUUUGGUUUGUAUAGUAGUGGAUUGCAUGUCUGCAAUGUAUCACAAUAACUGAAGUUAAUAGUA